GACGUGGAAUCCAAAACGGACACAAACUUGUGAACCGUAGUCGUGGUUAGUACGUCGCUUUCAUUCCAUCUCCAAGUUUUGCUUAAUUCAGACCGUGUAUUGCUGGAUACGAUCUCCAAGAACUGUUGACGCGUUAACAUGGAUCAAUUCGCAAAGUUCUACGAACCAGGCCGCUCGUUCGCCAAGGAUUCCAUCCGACUAAUUAAGCGCUGCACUAAACCCGACCGUCGCGAGUUCCAGAAGAUCGCUAUUGCCACCGCUAUCGGAUUCUGCAUCAUGGGAUUCAUCGGUUUCUUCGUGAAACUGAUACACAUCCCGAUCAACAACAUCAUCGUCGGUUCAUAAGUUAGGCGAUCGCCCCCUUCAUCGUUUCCCUGCAAAAGCUUAAGAAAAAACAUCCCCUUUAAACUUGGACGACUGAUACCCGUACACAUAACCCUUCUGCUCCGUUUUUCGCAUCCCACAACCCUUCACAUCCACAAUCGGUCACGAAGACGAUUGGCAAGUUUCACUGCUAUCAAAGGAACAGCUUACCGUCGCGGUCCUACUCGGUCGAUGGCGUACCGAAGUCGUUUUCCUGGCACUUGCAUAUAUUAUAAGAGUAUGAUUCUGUUCUCGAGCGUUAUAAGUUGUAAUUAAUCGUGUAACCCGUUACUUGUAGUAGCGAGAGUUGCAUAGUUUAGUGAAAUGAAAUAAAUAAUUUAUUGUUUCACUAGAGACCUAGA
Molecule: messenger RNA, 725 nt
Organism: Anopheles coustani
Lineage: Eukaryota; Metazoa; Arthropoda; Insecta; Diptera; Culicidae
Product: protein transport protein Sec61 subunit gamma
Exons: 2
Coding region: 139-345 (68 amino acids)
Biological process (GO): post-translational protein targeting to membrane, translocation; protein targeting
Cellular component (GO): membrane; Ssh1 translocon complex
Molecular function (GO): transmembrane protein transporter activity
Source: RefSeq, a predicted model, not a curated record